AUGGCUACAGAUAUGAAGUCUGUGCUUUUAUUGCUUAUGGUAAUUGCUGCAACAUUGAACGAUGGGAAGCCAUGGGUAUUGAUUCCUCCAAAGGUAACAGUACGAAUCAUCAAUAAUUUUGAUCCACCUCAGGAUGUUACUGUUCAUUGCAAAUCCAAAGACGAUGAUAUUGGAGAGCACACUAUCAAAGUAGGAGAUAGCUUCGAAUUCCACUUCAGGCCAAACGCUAUUGUGGACGUAACGUUGUUCUUCUGCAGUUUUAGGUGGGCAUCAGAUCCUUCACUUCACUACUUUGACAUAUAUGAAGAGAGACGAGAUCAAUGGUGCACAACAUGUGAGUGGGCAGUUUCACAACAAGGUGCAUGCAUAUACAAUGAAGCCUUUAUGAAAUAUAAAUGCUAUAAUUAUACUAAUUCAGCCCCUCAACCAACCUUUAUUCAGCCUCUUGAUUUUGAUACAUCAAAUAAUAGCACUGUCCCUCCAUCUUGUAUCUAA
Molecule: messenger RNA, 495 nt
Organism: Neltuma alba
Lineage: Eukaryota; Viridiplantae; Streptophyta; Magnoliopsida; Fabales; Fabaceae
Product: S-protein homolog 5-like
Exons: 1
Coding region: 1-495 (164 amino acids)
Source: RefSeq, a predicted model, not a curated record